Messenger RNA from Phytophthora nicotianae INRA-310, 1444 nucleotides. RefSeq lists its product as hypothetical. The record is from RefSeq and is a predicted model, not a curated record. The transcript has 3 exons. NCBI's taxonomy places the organism in Eukaryota, Oomycota, Peronosporomycetes, Peronosporales, Peronosporaceae. Bases 109 to 816 code for a protein of 235 amino acids.
UACAACAUGACCUCUCCAUCACCGGCGUGGAAGCGAGAGCGCCGGUAGGUCCUAUGUCUGCACCUCCUAUCUAUUAAUUGCCCACCAGUAUGUCCUAUCGAUAUCAGGAUGGAGGCGGCGCGGUCGCUACUGCGCUCGGAAUCAGCACAGUCGAACUGUGGCAGCGGAUCUGUUUCCAAGACUGCAACAUGGGCGUCACCAAGCGCCGCCCGCGUGCGCUCCCGCCCUAGUAAUUUGCGCUCUGGAUUGAGGGCUAGUCCCUCGUUCCCGCUUAGUCGUCGGGACGCUUCAACGUUGCUGCGCACGCCCGCAGAGAGAAUUACAAGGCCGGUGGUGCAGUCGUGGACGACGCAGGCCACCCAGACCGAGGACGGAAGCGCAGACACAGAGAUGAAUAGUACACAGAGACUGCAUUCUGGGUCAGAAAUCCACCUCGGAGCAUUUGGGGAAGUGGGGACGAUGACGGCCGAGACAGUCGACUUUUUAAUCCGCGUGCUGGAAGACAGGAAGCAGGAGCUAUUGGUAAGUGGAGAAGGCACAGAGAUUCAAGUGAAGGCGCGUUAUGCUGUCUCAGAGAACGAGGAGGGUCCAUCGAAAGAGGGACUAAACUCUCCGUCCUCGAAAGUCGCCCGGUUCCAACUUGACUCAGCGAGCAAUGGCGAGGCCGGUGUCACGGAGUUGGUUCGGUCUGAGUCGUACGAGAGACUUCUGCAGUUGGAGGGAGAUUUAGAGGCGCGUCACAACGAAAUCAUGAACGACGGCUUGCUCGGGACCGCAAUAACACAGACUAGCUUGAAUCCUGCGUCGCAUAAUUAAGUAGUUGACAACACUCGGUGCUGGGCCACGUAUGGCAGCUACAUGGUGGUGUUGUACGCAAGGUCUUCAUCUCCAACCGCACAUAUGGACUAGGCUCAGUCAGUGACUGCGCGGUGGACUGAGAAGAAGACAGAGAUGUUGUCGGGUUUAACUCUCAAGAUACUUGCCCAACGAUGCUAUUACAGCCUGGUUUCCCGCUAUCUGGACAUUUUGUGGAUGCAGGCGCAGCAGUACAGGUGCUCCUACAUACCGCCUGUCAAUCCAGCGUUCGCUCCACAAGUUGCAUGGUGCAUCCUAGAUGAUAUUGUGCAAGCAGGGCAUCAACCGAGGCUGCGUGAUGACGCCGGUGUGGACAGCGAAUAAGGUAGUGGUGAUCACAAAUCAGGGAAGUUUGCUCUGUACUAUAAGAGCAACAUUUUGACAACCGGGUCUACGAGAUAAAGCGCCCAGGUUGGCGCAAUAUCCUCUAGCUCUUCAGCCCAGGUGAUAAAGCGCAUCAACAAAGAUGGUGUGCUUCAUCUGAAUAGUCACAUGUAAGCAUAUGCACUUAGUACAUGUCGUGUACUAUCGAACUUUGUCCCUCACUUUGAAUCGAAGUGAGGCACAUUUACUAAUAAAUAAUAACGGC